AUGGGCAGCCUGCCACUCGACGCGUCACUGCGGCCACUGGACCCCGAGGCCUUCGCCGGUGAUUCACGCCCCGUCGUGGACUUCCUCGCCGAGUAUUACCGCGACGUGGAUAAGUUCCCUGUCCGGGCGGCCGGCCUCGAGCCGGGCAGGCUACGGAAGCUGCUCCCCGAGGCGGCGCCAGAGCACGGCGAGCCGAUGGAGGACGUACUGGAGGACGUGCGGCGGGACAUCCUGCCGGGGCUCACCCACUGGCAGAGCCCCAGCUUCUUCGCCUUCUUCCCCAUGAACGCCAGCGCCGCCGGGUUCGCGGGGGAGAUGCUGUCCGCCGGCCUCAACGUCGUGCCGUUCGUGUGGGCGGCAUCGCCCGCCGCAGCGGAGCUGGAGAGCGUGGUGGUGGACUGGAUGGGUACGUUGCUCGGGCUGCCGCAGCGGCUACUCUUCUCGGGCGGCGGCGGCGGCGUGCUACAGGGGAGCACGUGCGAGGCCGUGGUGUGCACCCUCGCCGCGGAGCGGGACCGCGCUCUGCACAGGCUGGGGCACGAGAGCAUCAUGAAGCUGGUGUUCUACGCCUCCGACCAGACGCACGUCACCUUCCAAAAGGGGGCGCGGCUGGUGGGCAUCCCGCCGUCCAACUUCCGCGUCAUCCAGACGACGCCGGCCUCCGGGUACGGCCUGACCGCCGACGCCGUCCGCUGUCGACCGCGACGUCGCCCGCGGCCUGGUGCCGCUGUACCUCUGCGCCACGGUGCCCUGACCUCCGCGCUGUCCACCGACCCGGAGUACCACAAGAACGUCGGCACGGACGGCACGGGGAAGCCGGCCGCCAUAGACUACAAGGACUGGCAGAUCUCCCUGUCACGCCGGUUCCGUGCCAUCAAGCUCUGGGUGGUGCUGCGGCGCUACGGCACCGUCGGCCUGCGCGCGCACAUCCGCCGACACGUCACCGCAGCCAAGUGGUUCGAGCGGACGAUGGCGGCGGACGAACGCUUCGAGGUUGUGGUGGCGAGGAAGUUCUCGCUGGUAUGUUUCCGCCUCCGGGCGAGGUUCGUGGGGGACGACACGGUGGACGAGUUGAACCGGGAGCUCCUCGCGGCGAUGAACGCGAGCGGGCGGGCGUUCAUGACGCACUUCGUGGUGGACGGCAAGUUCGUGAUCCGCCUCGCGGUCGGCGGUGCCAUGACGGAGAUGCGACACGUCGUGGACGUGUGGGACCUGCUGCAGGCCAGCGCCGACCACGUUUUACGGCGGUAUCAACUCUAG
Messenger RNA from Miscanthus lutarioriparius, 1260 nucleotides. The record is from the annotation of a GenBank genome assembly. Lineage: Eukaryota; Viridiplantae; Streptophyta; Magnoliopsida; Poales; Poaceae.